This is a messenger RNA of Rhizopus microsporus ATCC 52813, 2760 nucleotides long. Its product is annotated as aminopeptidase. Gene Ontology annotation, biological process: peptide catabolic process; proteolysis. Lineage: Eukaryota; Fungi; Mucoromycota; Mucoromycetes; Mucorales; Rhizopodaceae. The coding region runs from base 1 to 2760 and encodes 919 amino acids. Gene Ontology annotation, molecular function: peptide binding; metalloaminopeptidase activity; zinc ion binding. The record is from RefSeq and is a predicted model, not a curated record. Gene Ontology annotation, cellular component: cytoplasm. The transcript is spliced from 5 exons.
AUGUGUACUCCUUCUGUUGAUAACCCAGAGAGGCAGGUCUUACCUACCAAUGUCAAGCCUACUCACUAUGAUUUGACCCUUCAGCCUAAUCUGACCACUUUUGAAUUCCACGGUGUCGUUAAAGUCAACUUGAAUGUUAAUCAAGAUACAACCAAGGUUACGCUUAAUACGCGUGAUAUCAAGAUAAAGUUUGCUUUCUUGUCUACUGAAGGUCUUAAAACCGAGUCAAAACAAGCUGCUAUUGAUAUCUCUUAUGAUGAAAAGAAAGAUUUGGCUUUCUUGACAUUUCAAGAUUCCGUCCCUGCUGGUUCAAAAGCUGUUCUAGAAGUCCACUAUGAAGGUGAACUGAAUGAUCAAAUGGCCGGUUUCUACAGAUCAUCCUACAAAGAUGCCGAUGGAAACACUCGUUACUUGGCUACCACUCAAUUUGAAUCUACUGAUGCUCGUCGAGCUCUCCCUUGUUGGGAUGAGCCUAGCUUGAAGGCUACCUUUGACGUUACCUUGAUCGUACCUUCUCACCUCGUCGCUCUCUCCAACAUGGACGUAAUUUCUGAAGAAGCUUUUGACGAUAAAGACAGUUUGCACGGCAAAACCCAAGGUAAAGUAGAAGGCAAGACUGAAACUGGCAAGGUAGAAGGAAAAACCGAAUCUACUACUCUUUCCUUGAAGCAAGUCAAAUAUGCUACCACUCCUCUUAUGAGUACUUAUCUCUUGGCUUUCUGUAUUGGCCCUUUUGAAUACAUUGAAGCAUAUACAAGUGGCGAACAUAACGGUCGUCCCAUCCGUUCUCGUGUUUACACCUUGCCUGGAUCUGUUGAACAGGGUCGUCACGCAUUGAACGUCUGUACCCUUGCUCUCGAAUACUUUGCCAAGGUGUUUGGUGAACCCUACCCAUUAUCCAAGGUGGACAUGAUUGCCAUCCCUGAUUUCGAAGCUGGCGCCAUGGAGAAUUGGGGUUUAAUCACUUACAGAACUGUUGCACUGCUCUUUGAUGAAAAAUCAUCUUCUAUUUCUUUCAAGAAGAGCACUGCCUACACCGUCUGCCACGAAUUAGCACAUCAAUGGUUCGGUAACCUGGUCACCAUGGAAUGGUGGGAUCACUUAUGGUUGAAUGAAGGUUUUGCUACCUGGGUUGGCUGGUUAGCUGUCGAUGAAAUCUUCCCUGAAUGGGAGGUUUGGACUUCUUUUGUAAACAAUGAUAUGCCCAGAGCUCUCAGUUUGGACGCUCUUCGCUCAUCUCAUCCCAUUGAAGUCGCUGUCAAUGAUCCCGCUGAAAUCCACCAAAUCUUUGAUGCCAUUUCCUACUACAAAGGUGCUAGUGUCAUUCGUAUGUUGAGCUCCUGGUUAGGUAUUGAUACCUUCUUGGCUGGUGUCAGACGCUACCUUCGUCGUCACAAACUGGGUAAUGCUUCCACAGGUGACUUGUGGGCUGCUUUGAGCGAAGAAGCUAACCAAGAUGUAUCUCAAUUCAUGACAUUAUGGACCAAGCGCAUUGGAUAUCCAGUUCUUACUGUCAAGGAGAAGGGCGAGGGUGUUAUCAAUGUCACCCAAUCCCGUUACUUGUCUACCGGAGACUUAACCGAAGAAGAAGACACAACUGCUUGGUGGGUACCUCUUGGUGUCCUUGUUCCUGGCAAGGUUGAAUCCUUUACCUUGACAGAAAAGUCUCAAGACUUCACUAUCCCAUCCAAUGGAUUAUUCAAGUUGAACGCUGGUCAGACCGGUGUUUACCGUGUCAAUUACCCUAUUGAAGUAAUUCGCAAGUUAAGUGAAGAAGUCAAGAAGGGAUCCAACGGACUUUUGACAAACACAGCUGAUCGUGUCGGCUUACUCUCUGAUGCCGGCAACUUGUGCGUCAGUGGUCUGCAAAGCACUACUGCCUUCUUGGAACUCGCUCAAGCCUUUGUAAAUGAAGAAAAUUACUUUGUCUGGUCACAAUUAAGUAGCCAUCUUUCCAAGAUUCUUUCUGUCUGGAGUGAACAACCCAAAGAGAUUAAAGAUGGACUCAAGGCUCUUCGUCGUAGCUUGUUUGCUCCUGUAGCCCACAGACUUGGCUGGGAAUUCCAUGAGAAGGAAGACUACCUUAUCAGUGUCUUGCGUGUUCUUGCCAUCACUAACGCUGGACGCUCCAACGAUGCCCAAACAGCUGAAGAAGCCAAGAGACGUUUCUGGCAAUUUGUUGAAGGCAAUACCGAGGUACUUCAUCCAAACCUUCGUGCUCCUGUUUAUGACAUUGUCCUUUACACCGCCGAAAGCGAAGAAGAAGAAGAAAAGGUCUGGGAACACAUCCUGAAGAUUUACCGUGACGAAUCCUUGCCUACUGACCAACGCUUGACCGCCUUAAGCGCACUUGGUGGUACCAAGCACAAGGGACUUAUUCAAAGAUAUCUCGAUAUGAGUUUGGAUGAAAAGGAAGUCAGAGGUCAAGACCAAUUCUAUGUCUUUGGUGCACUCUCUUCUAACCCUGAGGCUCGUGAAAUUCUCUGGAACUUCUUCAAGCAAAACUAUGAUCUUCUCUAUGCUAAGUUCUCUAAAUCUCUCAGCUUAUUCGGUUCUGCCGUUCGUUCUACUGUCGGUGGCUUCGUUUCUUAUGAGCGUAUUGCUGAUGUCGAAGCCUUUUUUGCUGACAAGGAGACAAAGGAAUAUGCACGUUCACUGCAGCAAGCCUUGGAAACUGCUCGUGUGAAUACUAAAUGGAUUGAAAGAGAUCACCAGACUGUGGCCGAAUGGGUCCAUGAAAAUGCAAAGAACUUUGCUUAA